ACAUAAUGAGAGCAAAUAGCAACAACUGACAUGGUGGAGAUGGCCGGUUGACAAAGAACACUUCUACUGUUUUGACCUUGAAUAUGGCUUUGUUUAUGUCUGAUGGUAAACCUGUGGAUGGUUUCAGACUGCAGAGAAGGAAGCCGUUUAUUCACGACAUGAGUGCAUUUUGAAGCAGUAUUUGUGAUUGUGAAAGGGACAGAUAUAUUUCAGGUUCCCUGUACUUGAAAACACUCAAGUGUAACAAGUCUUAGCGGAACUAGUGUGUUGUGAUCGUAAGACCAAAUAUGAAUCGCUAUCAAGUAUCCAAACAGGUGGGGGAUGGAACAUACGGUUGUGUGCUACUGGCCAGUAGCAAGGAAACGGGGGAGAAAGUGGCCAUCAAAAAAAUGAAGAAAAAGUAUUAUUCUUGGGAUGAAUGUCUAAAUUUGAGAGAAGUAAAGUCUCUACGGAAGUUAAACCAUGCCAAUAUAGUAAAACUCAAAGAAGUAAUACGAGAAAAUGACCAGCUGUAUUUUGUCUUCGAAUACAUGAAAGAAAACCUUUAUCAAAUGAUGAAAGACAGGGAUAAACUUUUUCCAGAAUCUGUGAUACGAAAUAUUACCUAUCAGGUCUGCCAGGGAAUGGCAUUUAUGCACAAACAUGGAUUCUUCCACCGGGACAUGAAGCCAGAGAAUCUGUUGUGCUCGGGCCCAGACUGUGUAAAGAUAGCAGACUUUGGGUUAGCCAGGGAGACGAGGUCUAGACCACCCUACACCGACUAUGUCUCCACCAGAUGGUACCGAGCCCCAGAGGUGCUGCUACGCUCCACAAACUACAGUUCUCCUAUUGACAUCUGGGCAAUAGGCUGCAUCAUGGCAGAGCUCUAUACAUUACGACCAUUAUUUCCCGGCAGUUCAGAAAUCGAUGAAAUCUUUAAAAUCUGUUCUGUCUUGGGUACUCCAAAACAGGAGGACUGGGAUGAGGGUUACAAGCUGGCAGCUCAGAUGAACUUCCGCUGGCCGCAGUGCGUAGCUACCAACCUGAAGACUAUAAUCCCCAACGCCAGCAAUGACGCCAUACAGCUGAUGAAGGAUAUGCUGGCAUGGAACCCUCAGAAGAGACCAAGCUCUAGUCAGUGCCUUAGGUACUCAUAUUUCCAAGUAGGACAGAAUCUUGGCACGCAGUCCCGUCCCCCUCCUGUGACACACCACCCCACUCCUCCCUCGAACCAAGCCCGUCAUGGCCCCUCGCCUGUGGGGUCUCAGUCACGGGUUUCAUCCCAAACAAGCAAACAGGAGAUCCAGCCAAAGUAUCAGCCCAGUCACAAACCAGCAGACAAUCAGGGAGGGUACAAACCCUCUGCGGCUGAGCCCCUGGGCAACAGGCCCAUCCAUGACAACAGGCAAACCAAUCAGCAGCACAAGGCAGCACACACUAAUGCUGUGUUACCCUCCAUAGGCAGUAAGCAUGCCCCCAAGUAUCAGGAAAAUGACCCAUUCACAGUAUCUGUAUCUAAAAAGCAGAGUGGGCGGAAGCGCUGGGGUGGGGGGUUAUCAGAGACCUGGGAUGACUGGGACGAUCUGGACUUUGGUAUCCCUCACAGUAAAAAGGCACCACUGGCCUCCAUCAAGAAGAAAGAAAACCAUCCUGAGAGGGAGAGGAAAUUCAGUCUCUUUGACGAUGAUGACGACUUGUUUGCGAGUUUGAACAAGAAGCCUCAAGUACCUAAGGGGAUUGUAGCUCACGGGCGAGGGACAUCAGGCAGAUCAUCAGGCUCUGCUAAACAGCAUUACCUGGGAAAAGCCAGAUACCUACCAGGUAUUAGUAUGCGUAACAGUGCCUUAAAGACGGAGAGUCCAGAGAGUCAAGCUACCUUUUCCCCAGUCAGUAAAGGGGGCCUGGGAGGGGUGGCAAUGGGCAGAAAUAACAUGGGACUGGGAGGGGGAGGUUUUGGACCUAGUGCAGGGGGAGGGGGUUAUGUGCCGUCAUUCAUGAGUUCAGGGAAUAAGUCAAAUGCGGGAUGGAAGAGGGCGCAGCCCGCUCCAUUAUCGUUAAACAAGAACUCUGCUACACGACAACAGGUACCGGUGCAUGGCCGUACAGACUGGGCUGCCAAGUAUUUAAAAUGA
Molecule: messenger RNA, 2111 nt
Organism: Liolophura sinensis
Lineage: Eukaryota; Metazoa; Mollusca; Polyplacophora; Chitonida; Chitonidae
Product: serine/threonine-protein kinase dyf-5-like
Exons: 15
Coding region: 288-2111 (607 amino acids)
Biological process (GO): protein phosphorylation
Molecular function (GO): ATP binding; protein kinase activity
Source: RefSeq, a predicted model, not a curated record